CAUAGAGAAAAUGGCUACAAAACCAGGGCUCCUUACUGACUGGCCAUGGAAGCCUCUUGGAAGCUUUAAGUAUAUAGUGUUAGCUCCAUGGGUGAUGCACAGCCUCUACUAUGUUGCCACAAAAGGAAAAAAUGAGCUGGACUACACUUAUCUCCUCAUUCUGCCAUUCCUCCUCUCAAGAGCUCUCCACAACCAGAUAUGGAUUUCCAUCUCUCGUCACAGAAAUGCUAAAGGAAGCAACAAAAUCGUGGACAGAGCAAUUGAAUUCGAACAAGUUGACAGAGAAAGCAACUGGGAUGAUCAGAUUCUGCUAAAUGGACUCAUCUUCUACAUUUUCAGCUCCUUUCUCCCAAUAGCCUCUUCCUUGCCAGCGUGGAGGACUGACGGCGUCGUUAUAACGGCGCUUCUCCAUGCCGGCCCGGUCGAGUACCUCUACUACUGGCUCCACAGAGCUCUCCACCAUCAUUAUCUCUACUCGAGAUAUCAUUCUCACCACCAUUCCUCCAUGGUUACUGAGCCAAUCACAUCUGUGAUACAUCCAUUUGCAGAGCACAUAGCUUAUUUUCUGCUCUUUGCGAUUCCGCUGCUCGGAACGGUGAUCACAGGAACGGCCUCGCUGUCGUCGCAGUUCGGAUACAUAACCUACAUUGAUUUCAUGAACAAUAUGGGGCAUUGCAACUUUGAAUUCAUCCCUAAAUGGCUCUUUUCUAUAUUCCCUCCUCUUAAAUACUUCAUGUAUACCCCCUCAAUUCCUGUUAGGUACCACUCGCUCCACCACACUCAGUUCCGAACCAACUACUCGCUAUUCAUGCCGCUGUAUGACUGCAUCCACGGGACUACCGACAGGUCGUCCGAUGGCCUGCACGCGAGCACCCUCGAGAGGAGGCGGCCAGAGUCUCCGGACGUGGUCCACCUGACGCACCUCACCACGCCCGAGUCCAUCUUCCAUCUCCGGGUGGGAUUCGCGUCGUUUGCUUCGAGGCCUCAUGACUCGAGAUGGAGCACGUGGCUGAUGUGGCCGGUGUCGUCGCUCGGCUUCUUCAUCUAUGGCAGCAGCACGUUUCUUGCGGAGACAAAUCUGUUAGUGAAACGAAAGCUGCAGACGUGGACCGUGCCACGAUACAGUGUGCAGUAUGGCCUAAAAUGGCAAACACAAGCUAUCAAUAGCUUGAUCGAAGAAGCAAUACUCGAAGCUGAUGUACGAGGUUGCAAAGUUGUAACCUUAGGAUUGCUCAAUCAGAGUGAGGAACUGAACAAAAGUGGACAACUUUUUAUUGAAAGACACCCUAAACUGAAGACUAAAGUUGUUGAUGGAAGCAGUCUAGCAGUAGCCAUUGUCCUAAACAACAUUCCUAAAGGAACAACUCAAGUCCUAUUCAGAGGAGCUCUCUCCAAACUUGCUUAUGCUAUCGUAUCCGCUUUGUCCCACCGCGGCAUUCUGGUUGCAACAUUGUAUGAAACUGAGAAGCUUAAGCUAUCUUCAACAACUGAGGCUAAAGUUGUAAUCUCCAAAAGUUACACUCAGAAGGUAUGGAUAGUUGGAGAUGGAUUAUCCAAAGAUGAACAACUCAAGGCACCAAAGGGCACUCUCUUCAUUCCUUUCUCCCACUUCCCUCCCAAGAAGGCGCGUGGAGACGCCUUCUACUGCCACACGCCUUCCAUGAUCGCCCCUCCUUCCCUCCAUAACCUGCAUUCCUGUGAGAAUUGGCUGCCGAGGAGAGUCAUGAGUGCUGCCCGCGUCGCUGGAAUACUGCACGCAGUUGAAGGGUGGGGCGUGCACGAGUGCGGUGACUCCAUUUUCGACGUGGGAAAAAUUUGGGAGGCUGCUAUCAAGCAUGGAUUCCGCUCCACAACCAUUUCCAAAUAAUACACUAAUAUCUCUAUCUUAAAAGUUACUUUCCUAUGCAAUUUAAGUUCAUCAAUAAGUCCAUCAGUUUGGAUUUGUGUUAGUCUCAUCAACAAUGUGUGCACAAGAUGGCAUUGAUAUGUAAUAUAUCCAUACAUUUCUUGUUUCCAAUAAGAUACAAAAAUUCAUCUAAGAAACAUUAGUGCAAAGCAUGGUUGAGAGCUCCUCGUUGAGAGGAUUGCACAUUUUGUGCAGAAAAUCAUUAAACAGCAACAAAAAUGCAGAGAUGAAGUCAUUCCAAUCGUAUUGGUUUCGAUUGAGUGAAAUAAUCUGAGGAAGCUGAGCUCUGCAAAGAGGGCAGGUCAAGUGCGAACGGAGCCAUACAUCAAUGCACCUCGAGUGGAAGCUGUGGCCGCACUCCCGCAGCUUCCGGUAGCAGUCUCCGCCGCGUAUGUCGUUGAGACAUAUGGAACAGUAGUUCUCAGUCUCCGAGCUCUCGUCGUAUAUGGAAGCCGCUGGCAUCCGCUCUUCUUUGCCGGAAAAUUUCUUGAGGAAUGAUUCCAUGUUUGAUAGUAAAAGCUCUGUUUUUUUAUUUUUUGGUGUUGAAAUGGAACUUAAUUGUGAUU
This is a messenger RNA of Salvia hispanica, 2472 nucleotides long. Lineage: Eukaryota; Viridiplantae; Streptophyta; Magnoliopsida; Lamiales; Lamiaceae. The record is from RefSeq and is a predicted model, not a curated record.